This is a messenger RNA of Saccostrea cuccullata (small rock oyster), 4020 nucleotides long. Its product is annotated as peroxisomal acyl-coenzyme A oxidase 1-like. Lineage: Eukaryota; Metazoa; Mollusca; Bivalvia; Ostreida; Ostreidae. The record is from RefSeq and is a predicted model, not a curated record. Gene Ontology annotation, biological process: lipid homeostasis; fatty acid beta-oxidation using acyl-CoA oxidase. Gene Ontology annotation, molecular function: acyl-CoA oxidase activity; FAD binding; fatty acid binding. Bases 1 to 2010 code for a protein of 669 amino acids. Gene Ontology annotation, cellular component: peroxisome. The transcript has 14 exons.
AUGGCGACCAUGGAAGGAGUAAAUUCGGAUCUUGCAAGAGAAAGAAGAAAUGCUACUUUUGAUGUUGAACAACUUACAAAUUUUAUAUAUAGAGGUCCUGAGAAGGUUAAAAGAAGAAGAUAUUUACAUAACUUGGCCAUAAAAGAUCCAGAGUUUAAAAAAGCUAAACCUUGGGCAUUCCAGACAAGAGAGGAACAGUAUGAGACUGCCUUGUGCAAAUUUCUUUACAUCAAUAAAAAAAUGAAAGAGCAUGGAAUUACAGAGCCUGCUGAUAGAUUUUACUAUCAAGAAGCAGUGGCUUCACAUGAAAACAGUCCAAUUGGUCUUCACACAGUGAUGUUUAUUCCCACCAUAGAAAAACAGGCAACGAAAGAACAGCGAGAAAGAUGGCUGCCACUAGCAGAAAGCCUAAAAAUGAUCGGAACGUAUGCUCAAACAGAAAUGGGCCAUGGUACAUUCAUACGAGGGUUAGAGACAACCUCAACAUAUGAUCCAAAAACCAAGGAAUUUGUCCUCAACUCUCCCACUAUAACCUCUAUGAAGUACUGGCCAGGAAAUUUGGGAAAGACAACAAACCAUUGCCUUGUUAUGGCACAGCUCUACACUCAAGGAAAAAACUGUGGAAUACACAUGUUCAUGGUGCAAAUACGGGACCUGGAAACACAUAUGCCUUUGCCAGGUAUAGAAGUUGGUGACAUUGGUCCAAAGUUUGGAUAUGGUACGAAUGACAAUGGAUACUUAAGACUGAACAAUGUUAGAAUACCCAGAGAAAACAUGCUCAUGAGAUACUCCAAGGUACUAGAAGAUGGGACUUUUGUGAAACCCCCAAAUGCUAAGAUUGCCUAUGGAUCCAUGGUGCUGGUGAGAGCGGCCAUUGUUACUGAUGCCUCACGUGCCCUGGGCCAGGCCUGUGUGAUCUCCAUUAGGUACAGCGCUGUCAGACGACAAACAGAGGUCUCCCCAGGAGGUGAAGAAGCACAGAUUUUAGACUAUCAAACUCAGCAGUACAAGUUAUUCCCCUUACUUGCCACUUCUUACGCUAUGUAUUUUGCUGGGAGGUUUAUGUAUGAUUUCUAUCUGAAAGCUACAGCAGAAAUUGAAGCUGGAAACUUAGAGUCCAUGCCUCAGCUCCACGCCAUUUCGGCGGGACUGAAGGCCUUCAGCUCCUGGACGUGUUCGGCGGGGGUGGAGACAUGUCGUCUGUGUUGUGGGGGGCAUGGCUACUCCCACGCCAGCGGUCUGCCUAAGAUUUAUAUAGACUGUGUUCCUGGCUGUACUUAUGAAGGGGAAAACAAUGUCAUGAUGCUCCAAGUGGCCAGGUUUUUGAUGAAGAUGUAUGGGAAAAUGCAAAAUGGAGAAUCACUGCCAAGUUUUAUGCAGUAUUUAGGCACUGACCUCAAUAAGAGGUCAUGCAUGACAGAGGAAGUGGCCCUGAAAUGUUUAGUAUUGGCUUAUGAAAACAGAGCAGCAAGAACAGUAAGAGAUGCAGCUGUCAACAUGCAGAACUUGGUACAGUCUGGGAAAUCUCCAGUGGAGGCCUGGAAUGGAUCUACAGUAAUGCUGACAUGGGCAGCUACAGCCCAUUGCCAUGCCUUUGUUGUAAAACAUUUCGUUGAGACAAUAACUGGUUCCAAGAUGGAUGCCAAAGUGAGACCAGCUCUGACUGGUUUGUGUAAGCUGUAUGCCGUUCAUGGCAUUGUGGAGAACCUGGGUGGAUUUAUUCAGGAUGGAUUCUUUGAUUCCAAUCAAGUAAGCUUCCUGCAGAAGAAGUUGCUGGCAUUGCUGGCUGAGAUCAGACGCAAUGCUGUAGCGUUUGUGGAUGCAUUUGAUUAUCCAGACGAGGUGCUCCAGAGCUGUUUGGGACGAUAUGAUGGUCAGGUCUAUCAGGCUCUGUAUGACUAUGCCAAAAGCUCUCCACUGAAUGAAAAGGAGGUGCUUGAUUCCUACCACAAAUACAUCAAACCUGCUCAACAAGGAAAUGGAGCCAUUUAUCAAGUUUCUAAAUUAUAAGAUUCUUUUAUAUUUUAAUACUUAAACUGAACAUUUGGAUCAAUUACAUUCCAUACAUGUGUUUACUGAUUGAUAUACAUGUAUUUUAUUGAGUUUCAUGUGAAAUGAGUACAAACUUCUUAAUGGAGUUUUUUUAUCAGUUAGACUGUGAUUAAAAAUCAUUAUUUGUGUCAAUAUGAAUAGGUGCAAUAAUUAAUGUUAUGAAAUGUUCUUGUUGUAAACUAAGUUUUAUGCAGAUGAAUAUGAAUUGAAAUAGUCUUACACUAUGGAGUUAUAUUCAGGGUUUUGUUUUUCAUAAUCAUAUUUAAUUAUUCUCAUGAUUAUACAAGUAUUAAUAUAUUAAUGUUAAUAGUAUUAAUAAUAAUUGUUUAAAAAUUGUAAUACCAGUAUGUUUUUCUCCUUCGAGUGUCCAUUGUUAAAUAAAAUACAAAAAAUCACAUGGGCAAAAUUGUUAGCCUUUUCCAUAAGUGUAGAGCACAGAACUGAAAUGUAGGACCCUUCUGUAAAAGAGUGCAUACUACAAUUUGCCUUUUUUAUUGAAGUGUUCUGUUCACUUAGCAAGGAAUAAAUGAUAUAUUGAAUUAGCUGUGAUACCUGUAUAUCAAUUAUUGUGAUUGUUUGUGUGUGUUUUUAAGAUUUAUUGAUGUACAAUUUACAUCACAUGAUUGUUGGUUCUUGUGUGUUCGUUUUAGGUUCAGUGUAUACUGUAAAUUCCUAAAUAUACGCGUGGAAUUAAUUAUUGCGUAAUUUCGCAAGAAGCACAGCACGCGAAAUAAAAUUACUCGCCUUUAUUAUUAUGAUGCUGAAAUCAAAGUAAAAUCUCUUGAUCAACCGUCCCUUUGCGAAUAAUUAUUCUCGCGAUUUGACGUUGAAGAGCCUAUUCGCAAUAACUCGCGAAAAAUAAGGAAUCUACAGUAGUCUGCUUAUUACUAUUGUUUUGUUUUCCCAUAAAAUUUAUCAUGUAGCCAGGUACGUUUGUAUGUUACUUUUAUGUAAAGGGAAAAUAUACCAGAUAAUAAAAAAAAUCAUGUAAUCUAAUUACAGGUGUAGUUUUAUGCCAAAGACACUUGACAAUACAUAUUUUCUUAUUAUACCCUCCACUUGAAAAGUGGGGGGGAUGUAUAUAGUGACUGAGAUGUCUGUCCAUCAGUUAUGCUUGGGGGUACCCAUCUCUUACCCACAACUCUUCUUAUACCCCUGAAUGAAAUUUAAUGGGACUUUCACAGAAUGUUUGUUACAUAUUGCCAUUGUGACUUCCUAUUUUGAUCCAACACAUUUUUUGGGUUUCGCAUAGCAAAAUAUGGACACUGCCAUUCCUUCAAUAAUAUUGAAAGGUACCCAUCUCUUAUCUGCAACUCCUCCAAUACCACUGAAUAAGAUUUAAUGAUACUUUCACUUUCACCUUUAUUACAUAAGGCCAUUUCUUUUACUUUUUGAUCUUACUCCUUAUUUGGGUCUCUCAGAGCAAAACAUGGACUUUGCCAUUAUAAUCAUAUGGGAGGCGGGGUAUCAUUUAGUGAGCUCAGUGCUCACAGUACCUCUAGUUUGAAAUAUAAAUAAUAUUGUUUUUAAUAUGAGGAAAACAUGUAUUGUCAAUUCAAAAUACAAAUGUAAUCAGUAUCUUUGGAAGGAUUUUUUAAAAUAGUUAAGGCAAAAUGAGUACACCUUUCAGGUAUUUUAAAAUGUUUAGUGAAUACAUCUUUUUAAACUAAUUUAUUUAAGAUUCCUCUGUUUUUCAGCCAGUUUUACUUAAACUUGCAAUUUUAAUAAAUUGAUUUUUAUUUUUUAAAAUUUCAUUGUCACUUGCUAAAGUAAAUUUAAUGAAAAGAUUACUAAAUCAUGCUUUAAAUGUCAUUUUGCUUCUGUUGAUAAAUUAUGUAUAGCUUCUGUUCCAUUGUUCAAUAAAGGUCUUUCAAAAUAAAUGACAUCUUUGUAUUACAGACUGAAUUGUACACAACUGUAAAGUUGUAUGAAGUAUUUUUCUAGUAGAUAAAUAGAUUGCUUAAUACC